Messenger RNA from Linepithema humile (Argentine ant), 1395 nucleotides. Its product is annotated as BRISC and BRCA1-A complex member 2-like. Gene Ontology annotation, biological process: double-strand break repair. Gene Ontology annotation, cellular component: BRCA1-A complex; BRISC complex. Lineage: Eukaryota; Metazoa; Arthropoda; Insecta; Hymenoptera; Formicidae. The record is from RefSeq and is a predicted model, not a curated record.
UUGUAACUAUUGUAACUCAAUUCAAAGAUGUCCUCUUUCUUUCUUGUUGAUUUUAAUAGUCAUAAUAUAAAGCGAGGAAGAAUAUACAACGAUCAUUACUAAAUUCGUCUCGUACUAUGAUCUCAAUUCAACAUCUAUUUAUUUGGAUUAUGCGACUACAGUUUCAAAUAAGAUGCUAAAUCAACAACAUCCUCUGUUAAGCACCAUUGAUUCUUGCAUAGAGCCGCUUUUGAAGCGCGUUUUGCAAAUCAAGAGGCUUGGUAUUUGUUAUGGCCCAGUAAGAUUGGAUUCGGCAUCUUCGAGUUGUGACAAGAGUAAAAAUGAUUGCUUUAAGCUAUUGAUUCCCUAUGCCGGAGAGCAUCUUGUGUGGAAUGUAUUGUUCGAUUCCCAAUACCCUGAGAUGGGUCCUGACUUCAUAUUCAAUGAUCAAAGUUUCUUAAUGGACCCAGACGUCGAUACUUUAUCCAGUCGGGUGCCUAGUUUAGUUGAAUGGAAUCCUAACGAUACUGAUGCAUUGCUUAAUGUACUAUUUGAAUUGUUGUUGUAUUAUAAGGAACAUCAGCUACAAUUACUUGAAAGGCAAGAAGAUCGCUUACAACUGGAAUAUAGCACGCUUGUUGGUGACACAGAGAUAUCUUCUGAAGAUAUAGAAGUGAUAAUGUUACCAUUAGGAACAAAGCCUACAGAAGCAAGAUUUCUAAUCCGCAUUCUGAUAGAUUAUUCUCGGUUACCUUCACGCGUUAAUAAAUCACAGAAUGAUGAAGCAAUGCUUAUUAUUACAUUUUACGGACCAGAUUGGAAUCGUAUCGUGCCGCAACUUCGUCUAUCUAAGACCUUGGAAGAUCUUUUUGGUGGACCUGAUUCUUUGCACAUUCCACCAUUACCAGCGACUAAGUAUUUAAUGGAUUAUGUUCCAGAAGUGAAAAAGUCCAUAGAAGAGAAGAUAAACAAUAUGGUACAAUGUUUUGAAAACAAAAGGGAGUUUAUUACACAUUUAAUUGUACUACAGCGUGGUAGCAUACAGGAAUAUGAUGCUGUAGAAUUUAACUGGAUUACUAUUUUACUAGUAUACCGAGACUUCCAUUUUCUUGUACAUUUUCAUCUUUCUCCAACAUUUCCGAAAGAGAAACCGCGAAUUACCCUGCAAUCGAUAUAUCACGUAACGUUGCAGGGUGCGUUGUACAAAGAAAUAUUGGAUGAUAUACCAUACAAUCCUAGAUGGCAAAUAUCACAAAUGAUUGAGAAAUUGUUGACGUAUAUAAUGGAAAAUGCAGUUCAAAAAUUUCAAGCUAAUUCUAUCAGAAAUAAUCGUUUUUGAUUACUAUUCCAAAAAUAUAUUUUAUUACAGAAUGUAUAUUUAAUAGUUGAUUGAAGUAAAAAUUUUGGUCUAACUGA